Cornus florida is the source of this 780-nucleotide messenger RNA. RefSeq lists its product as uncharacterized. The coding region runs from base 1 to 780 and encodes 259 amino acids. The transcript has 2 exons. The record is from RefSeq and is a predicted model, not a curated record. Lineage: Eukaryota; Viridiplantae; Streptophyta; Magnoliopsida; Cornales; Cornaceae.
AUGGAAGCUUCAGAGAUACUGGACUGUCAUCCUUCAACAAUUGUGGAAGCAUUCAAGAUCGCCAUGAUUCAAGAUUACAUUGGGCCGAAGGAACAGCCAAACCCAAAUGAGGCAAAUUCUAGGAGGGCAGAAGCAAAUCAGGUAAAGGUCAUUCACGCAAUUCAUGGAAAGUCGGGAGAAGAUCAAGAGCCAGAAGAGGUGUACCGAUCCAGACUUAGAGCAAUCCAUAAGCUAAAGAAAUUAUCCUCGGUUAACACAAUUACCUCGGGCAGUACCAAGAUCGGGUUUGGAGACGAGGAUUUAUCCAGAGUACAGCUCCCCCGUGAAGACCCUCUUGUCAUUAACCUUCUGGUGGCGAAUUGCCUAAUCAAGAAAGUCCUGGUAGACCUCAGCAGCAAUGCCAAUAUUAUAACAAAGGCAGUUUUUGAACAACUGGAGAUCACACCUUCAUCCGUCAAGCCCACAUCCAACACAUUAUUGGGAUUCGAUGGGACAAAAGUAUAUCCUAUUAGGGUGAUAGAUCUAUCAGUCACUGUCGCAAAGAAGAUAUUGAAAAAGAAUGCCGUUUUAAUAGAAAUUCACCCCUCUUAUAACUUGAUCAUGGGAAGAGGGUGGAUUUAUCGGAUGAAUAGAGUGUCGUCUACCCUACAUCAGAUGAUGAGAUAUUUGUCUCCGGAUGAAAAAGAAGUCAGCAACCUGUGGGGAGAUCAAGCCGAGGCCAAAGAAUGCUAUAUGGUGACACAAAAGGAAGCACAGAAGGGCGAUAAACCACACAAAUAG